AUGGUCAUUCAGAGCACUCUUUCGACGCACUCCCUGUCCGUUAUGCUUCCCCGUUCCAUACAAUCAGAAAUGGUGACUGUUUCUGUCAAAAAGGGAGAUAGGUUAAACAUCGUGGCUGAUGCAUGGCACAUGGAGAAUGACUGUCACUACGAGUGGCAAGUACACUUUGCACCCGGCGACGCAGACAUGCCUAGUGUCCGUGCACGGUUUGCGCCUGACGGGAAACUUACCAUCACUGUUCAACGACGCAGUCCAGGGCAAACUUCAGGCUAUAGUCGGGGACCAUUGGGAACCAGGUUCUGA
Messenger RNA from Suillus bovinus, 303 nucleotides. RefSeq lists its product as uncharacterized. The coding region runs from base 1 to 303 and encodes 100 amino acids. The record is from RefSeq and is a predicted model, not a curated record. NCBI's taxonomy places the organism in Eukaryota, Fungi, Basidiomycota, Agaricomycetes, Boletales, Suillaceae. The transcript has 2 exons.